AUGAUUACCAAAUUCAUGACCGAGAUCACGGCGCGCUUCAAUCCCUUUUCUGCGUGCGCCAAGCCCGCGCGGCUGUUCCUGACCCUGCUGCCGCCCAACCUGCGGACGAGCGGGACGACGAUCAAUACAACGCUGCUGCCGCGGACGUCGACGGAGCCCAGCUCAGUCGCCGUCAAGUUUAAGGACGGCAAGGAACUCCAGUUCAACACGAGCAAGGUCACCAUCAAGGGCCUGGUGGAGGAAAUGGACCGACACUCGCGCCAGCUACAAAAGAAGGCCGAUCUGACGGAUUAA
Messenger RNA from Cordyceps militaris CM01, 294 nucleotides. RefSeq names its product mitochondrial ribosomal protein L44. The transcript has 2 exons. The record is from RefSeq and is a predicted model, not a curated record. Gene Ontology annotation, molecular function: structural constituent of ribosome. The coding region runs from base 1 to 294 and encodes 97 amino acids. NCBI's taxonomy places the organism in Eukaryota, Fungi, Ascomycota, Sordariomycetes, Hypocreales, Cordycipitaceae. Gene Ontology annotation, cellular component: mitochondrial large ribosomal subunit.